AUGGCUUCUCCUCUCCCUGAACUUCGAUGGGGCAUCAUCGCCACCGGCAUGAUAGCCUCCUGGUUCGUGACAGACCUAAGCCUCAGCCGCCCAGACGCACGCGCAAAACACGCAAUCCGAGCCAUCGGUUCAAGCAGCAAACCAAAAGCCCAAAAGUUCAUGGAAGACUUCAUUCCAUCUUCCAAACACCCAUCUAUCUCCGGUUAUGGUACUUAUGAAGAGGUCUACGCCGAUCCAAACAUCGACAUAGUCUACAUAGCUACACCCCAUGCCUUCCACAAACAGAACUGUCUCGAUGCUAUCAACGCCGGGAAACAUGUACUUUGCGAGAAGCCAUUCACAGUCAAUGCCCAGGAAGCAAAGAUCGUGAUAGACGCCGCCAGAAAGAAGGGUGUCUUCGUAAUGGAAGGGCUGUGGACACGAUUCUUCCCAAUUACAACAAAGUGGAAUGAGCUUCUGCACGAGCAACAGGUCCUCGGUGACAUCAAUCGGGCAUUUGUCGACUUCUCACUUGACAUGCCCAUCAAGGAAUUACCUGCUACAUCGCGACUCUUGGACGUCAAGCUCGGCGCCGGGUCCUUGCUGGAUAUCGGUAUUUACGCUAUCACCUGGGGUCUAUUGAGUCUGGAAACCCCCGGCGCAAAAGAACAGCCUCAGAUCAGUGCGAGGCAGACAUUAGUCAACGAUAUUGAUGUCAGCUCUUCUAUUCUUCUACACUAUGGUCAGACUGGUCGUCAAGGGAUUAUUACCUCAUCGAUGCUUCACAAGUCUGAUGAUGUUUUCGCGCGGGUUGAAGGAAGUAAGGGAACGCUUUUUCUUAGUGGACCUGGUGCUUCUGUGCCGGAUACUAUCACCUUGGUUCUGAAGUCUGGUAGUGCUGGGAAGGAUAUGGGGGAUACAAAGAAGGGAGGUGAAGAGGUUAGGCGCGAGGAGGUUUUCAGGUUUGAGGAGAUACCCGGGGGUAGGGGAUUCUACUACGAAGCCGACUCUAUUGCUCUCGAUGUUAGCUCUGGCAAGAAAGAGAGCGGAGUGAUGCCUCUCGAUGAGACAUUGAGGGUUAUGCAAAUGAUGGAUGAGGUGCGUGCUCAGGGUGGAGCUAAGUUUCCUCAAGAUGAACAAGCUUAG
Messenger RNA from Penicillium nucicola, 1125 nucleotides. Its product is annotated as Gfo/Idh/MocA family protein. The transcript is spliced from 2 exons. Lineage: Eukaryota; Fungi; Ascomycota; Eurotiomycetes; Eurotiales; Aspergillaceae. Gene Ontology annotation, molecular function: nucleotide binding. The record is from RefSeq and is a predicted model, not a curated record. Bases 1 to 1125 code for a protein of 374 amino acids.